CACUGUAGAUGAGGAAAUGUUGAGUUUUUAUGAACCGGUCACACUACAGAAGAGAGGGUACGCUAGGCCAGUCAUUGUAUUGGGCCCAUUGAAGGAGGACAUUAAUGAUAAACUAGUUAAUGACUUCCCUGAGAAGUUUGCUGGCUGUGUACCACAUACAACACGUAAAGCUCGUCAAGGUGAAGUAGACGGGCGUGAUUAUCAUUUUGUUACAAGCGUUGAGCAGAUGGAGAGAGACAUCCAAGCCCACCUAUUCAUUGAGGCAGGACGAUACAAAGACAACCUUUAUGGUACCAGCAUACAAGCUGUGCGAGAGGUCGCUGAACAGAACAAACACUGUAUCCUUGGUGUGAGUGGUUAUGCUAUCAAGCGUCUCCAUUUGGCCGAUCUCCUUCCAAUUGCCAUUUGCAUUCAACCGGACGGUCCUAACGUCAUCAAGUCAGCCCAGCCUCGCAUCAGUGAUGAAAAUGCUCAAGUUAUUUAUGACAAGGGGCGGGGCAUACAGCAGGAUUUUGCUGACUCAUUUACUGCUGUAGUUGAAGGUUCUUCUCUGGAAGAGAUCUACGAUAAAGUGAAGCAAGUGAUUCAUGAUAACUCGAGUGACCUCAUUUGGGUCACGUCAAGCGAAGAGAUAUGAGUGGGUGGAGCUACCAUCUAGCAGCUGUAGAGUUAAUUAUUAUUAACAAUUAUUAACAUUAUUAUUACUAUUAAUUAAGAUCCGCCCUGCAGACUGGUAUAUUAUUAAGUAUUAUUAUUAUUAUUAUUAUUAUUAUUUGUGCAGUUCUUUAUUAUAUGCUGCUUCAAGUUGUGCUUAUACAUUUUCUUUUUUCCCUCCAUUUUCUUCUCUGAACAUGUCUAAUGCAAGUUACAAUGUGAUACUUUUUAAUUGACAUUAUUAUUAUUAUUAUUAUUAUUAUUUACUGUUGUUGUUAUUAUUGCUACUAUUAUUGUUUAUGUAUUGCUAGGAAAUAAAGUUGUUGUGCAAUUAUUUCUAUCAGGCUC
Molecule: messenger RNA, 1002 nt
Organism: Amphimedon queenslandica
Lineage: Eukaryota; Metazoa; Porifera; Demospongiae; Haplosclerida; Niphatidae
Product: disks large homolog 3-like
Exons: 6
Coding region: 17-637 (206 amino acids)
Source: RefSeq, a predicted model, not a curated record